Messenger RNA from Colletotrichum siamense, 186 nucleotides. RefSeq lists its product as uncharacterized. The coding region runs from base 1 to 186 and encodes 61 amino acids. Lineage: Eukaryota; Fungi; Ascomycota; Sordariomycetes; Glomerellales; Glomerellaceae. The record is from RefSeq and is a predicted model, not a curated record. The transcript is spliced from 2 exons.
AUGUUGCUAAGCUUACUUUUUAAGAACGGCUGCAUAUACAGUGUUCAGUCCAGAGGUACGAUCAAUGCUUUUGUGAGUGGACUUGGUCUGAGGGUUCUUGGGGCGACUUGCAUGCACAUUGACGGGCGUCGAAUCUUUUCUGAAGCCAUCAAGCUUGUGAAGAACAAUUUGAUUGGGCCAACCUGA